GGGAGAGCUGCCCCCUCUAGCCCCAAAACCUCAGCUCCGCUCCACUUCUCUUCUUCCUCUCUGCCUCUCUGUCCCUGCCUCUCUCUCUCUCUCUCUCUUCGGAGGGGAAAACCUCUCUCAAGGCUCCCAGGCUCUUCCCUCAAGAAAAGCAGAAGGAAGAAGCCCGCUUACGAUAGUACAAACUUGGUGAUCCAAUCUGCUGCAACAGUGAAAGAAACAACAUACUUGUUGUAACAGGAUUCCUUCGGGUAUCAAAGUCAGAUUGUUGUGAGAAAGAACUCAUUCUAAAGAUUAGUGGUCUGGACAUUAUCUGCUAAAAGGUAUCCUGCUGAAACAAGUGUAUUGCUGUUGCUGUUGCUGGCGGUUUCCUGAAGGCAUUACCCACAUCCGUGUGCAAACAUCCCACUGACUGCAAAGAUGGAACUGCAAAAAAUGGGAAGCGAGAAUGGCACUGAAAGAUUCAAUGGUACCAUACCUGACAGUGACAAAGCAGCUGUCUUGGAGGAUGGGUAUGAGGAAGAGGAACGUAUUUCAGCAGAACAAGAUGGCUUCUUGCCUAACGCUGCCAGCAAGAAAUUCAGCCAAUUCACUGAUUUUGAGGGAAAGACUUCGUUUGGGAUAUCAGUCUUUAAUCUGAGCAACGCCAUCAUGGGGAGUGGCAUCCUGGGCCUGGCCUAUGCCAUGAGGAAUACGGGAAUCACCCUCUUUGUGAUCCUUUUGAUCUGCAUUGCUUUGCUCUCCUCCUAUUCCAUUCAUCUGCUGCUGAAGUGUGCUGGAGUUGUUGGAAUUAGAGCUUAUGAACAGCUGGGAUUGAAGGCCUUUGGCCAUGGGGGCAAAGUGGUGGCUGCGGUCAUAAUUUCAAUACACAACAUAGGAGCUAUGUCCAGUUACUUGUUCAUUGUUAAAUCUGAACUGCCACUUGUGAUCCAAACCUUCUUAGGGCUGACGGCAAACAAUGGCGAAUGGUACAUGAACGGGCAAAUUUUAAUAGUUGUCGUCAGCGUUAGUGUCAUCCUGCCCUUGGCUUUGAUGAAACAUUUAGGUUAUCUUGGUUAUACUAGUGGACUCUCACUCACCUGUAUGUGUUUCUUUCUCAUCUCGGUAAUUUACAAGAAAUUCCAGAUCCCUUGUCCCUUCAAUGAUACUGUGGUGGUCAAUAGCACCAUGGAGUCCAGUCAUGAUGUCUGUAGUGCUGAAGCCUUUCCUCUCAAUUCUCAGACUGCAUAUGCAAUCCCCAUCUUGGCAUUUGCCUUCGUUUGCCACCCAGAAGUGCUUCCUAUUUACACUGAGCUGCGCAG
Molecule: messenger RNA, 1298 nt
Organism: Thamnophis sirtalis
Lineage: Eukaryota; Metazoa; Chordata; Lepidosauria; Squamata; Natricidae
Source: RefSeq, a predicted model, not a curated record